This is a messenger RNA of Funneliformis mosseae, 176 nucleotides long. NCBI's taxonomy places the organism in Eukaryota, Fungi, Glomeromycota, Glomeromycetes, Glomerales, Glomeraceae. The record is from the annotation of a GenBank genome assembly.
GAGCACUCAUAUUGCUAUACCUACAAAUAUUUAUGAACAACAACAAGUGGAAUUAGCUUCUUUACAAAAAAUUGUUAAAAAACAACAAUCCGAAUUGGAUUUUUUACAUGAGCAAGUUUUAGAUGUGCAAGUACAAUUGGCAAAUGAGAUGCAAAAAUGCUCUGAUAUUUCUAAAG